Molecule: messenger RNA, 4846 nt
Organism: Sander lucioperca (pikeperch)
Lineage: Eukaryota; Metazoa; Chordata; Actinopteri; Perciformes; Percidae
Gene: mpp3a
Product: membrane protein, palmitoylated 3a (MAGUK p55 subfamily member 3)
Exons: 24
Coding region: 732-2567 (611 amino acids)
Cellular component (GO): cell-cell junction; plasma membrane
Molecular function (GO): protein binding
Source: RefSeq, a predicted model, not a curated record
CGGUAACACGCAAAGACGUGCCUGUGAAUAUAGAGAAGAAGAAGACCACAUGCCAAGGCAGCGGUUCUCAGCUGUGGAGGAAUGCAUUGUAUUUUGUUCCCAUUACCAGCCUUCCAACUCCUGGCUCUGUCUGCUGCAGCACAUCCCAUCAGCCCUUGGGCUCAGCUCACUGAUCGAUAGACCACUUAGCGGCCGUGAGCUACACAUCCCAGUCAUUUGACCUGCUGGAGCUGUGGGAAUGGGCACGCAAUCCAAUAAGCAUUGAGCCAAUGAGACAAGCGAGCUGGACCGGCAACUUGAGGAACUUCCUCCUCCUUGUUCAUCUCAGGGAGGAUACAGCACUCUGCAGAUCAGGCCUGUUUUAACUAUCGUCACACACUUAUGACGUUGGAGAAGAGGGAGCAGUUGGAGUCCUUGGAGGAGUCUGAGUGCCAGCGGAUAAUGCAGUGAGGCCAGACAGACAAUCAAAUUGAUGACUCCGGUAGGCUGAGAAUGGUCCAGCUGACCCCUAAAAAUCCACAAAAAUGUGUGGUGGAUAAAACAGCAGGAACACCUUACAGUCAAAUCAAAAUGACGGGACUCGAGUAAACUUAGCAGAGGCUGAUCUGAUGAAUGAGAGAAGAAAUGCCAGAGGGACUGACGUGAAAUGAGGCAGACUUACUUCACUAAGAGCCAUGUCUGGCUUCUGCUGCGUUUUUAAUAGUUUCCUCCCCUCCUCACCUCACUGACCCAUGAAAGAAGCCAUGCCGGUCCUCACAGCAGGAGCGGGGCUACAUGAAACGUUGGCCCUGCUGACCUCUCAGCUGCGGCCCGAUGCCAAUCACAAAGAGGACAUGGUCUUCCUCAAAGAUGUCUUCAGUGAGAGGAGCUUGGGAUACCUCAUGAAGAUUCAUGAGAAGCUGAGACAGUAUGAGAGACAGAGUCCAACACCCGUCCUCCACAGUGCCUCUUCUCUGGCUGAGGAUGUGGCAGAAGAGCUGCAGAGCGGACCAAUGAGUACUGAGGAGAAGGAGCUGCUGCACCUGCUGACGUCACCACAUCUUAAGGCCGUUCUCUUGGUGCAUGACACCGUGGCACAGAAGAACUUUGAUCCUGUGCUGCCGCCACUGCCGGAUGACUUUGAGGACGAGCUGGAGGAAGAGUCGGUGAAGAUUGUCAGGCUAGUGAAGAACAAGGAGCCUCUGGGAGCCACCAUAAGGCGGGAUGAAGCCACUGGGGUGGUGAUGGUGGCUCGGAUCAUGAGAGGAGGUGCAGCCGACCGAAGUGGUUUGGUCCAUGUCGGAGAUGAACUCAGGGAGGUCAACGGAGUCUCUGUGAUCCACAAGAGGCCUGAUGAGAUCAGUCAGCUGUUGUCCCAGUCCCAGGGCUCCAUCACUCUAAAGAUAAUCCCUGCCAUUAAGGAGGAGGACCGAUUGAAGGACAGCAAGGUGUACAUGAGAGCCUUGUUUGACUACAUCCCAUUGGAAGACAAAGCGACGCCUUGCCAAGAAGCGGGACUUCCCUUUAAGCGGGGAGACAUCCUGCAGGUUGUGACCCAAGAUGACCACACGUGGUGGCAGGCCAAGCGUGUGGGAGACAGCAACCUGCGGGCGGGCCUCAUCCCAUCCAAACAGUUCCAGGAGAGGCGACUGGCCUACAGGAUGAAAAUGGGCACACUCCCGAAUCCAAAAUCCCCUAAAAAGCCUGUCUAUGACCAAGGAUGUGAUAAAGAGGACUGUGACUGUGAGGGCUAUUUCAAUGGACAGUACAUAGUCUCUCCUAAGUGUAAAGCAGUGGCGCCCUCCUGUGGCCAGGUGUUUUCCUGGGAAUUUUAUACAGCUGGUUUACGGAGGAGUUUCCGGCUGAGUCGUAAGGACAGGCAAGGACCCUCCGGAGAGGGCUCUGAUCCUGGAGACAGCGACUUCCUGACUUAUGAAGAGGUGACCCGCUACCAGCAGAGGCCCAAUGAGAGGCCCCGUCUGGUGGUUCUGAUCGGAUCUCUCGGAGCACGCAUCAAUGAACUCAAACAGCGGGUGAUUGCUGAGAACACACAUCGUUUUGCAGUGGCAGUACCACAUACCACCAGGCCCAAGAAGUCUCAUGAGAAGGAGGGUGUUGAGUACCACUUUGUCACCAAACAGCAAUUUGAUGCAGAUGCUUUAAACAACAAGUUUAUAGAGCACGGGGAAUACAAGGAGAACCAGUAUGGCACAAGUAUAGAGGCUAUCCGCUCUGUACAGGCAAAGAACAAGAUGUGUGUAGUGGAUGUGCAGCCUGAGGCCCUGAAGAGGCUGCGGACAGCAGAGUUCAAGCCGUAUGUAAUAUUUGUCAAACCUCGUGUUCCUGAGAGCAGACGUCGCCGCAGCGCUGCCACUUCACCAGGAGGGGGAGAGCAUGGCCGCAUUACAGACGAAGACCUCCAAGAGAUGCGUCAGUCUGCCAUUCAGAUCGACCAGCAGUAUGGACACCUGGUGGACCGGGUCCUGAUCAAGGAGGACUCAGCCAGUGCCUGUGCAGAACUGCGAGGUAUCUUGGAAAGGCUGGAGCGAGAGUCCUUCUGGGUGCCUAUCAGCUGGGUGCGGACUUAAACUUACCCAUCCUACAGCUUCCAGAAAAACUUCCUGCAGCUUCCAGAAGAACUUCACAGCCAACCCACCCAAAUCCUGCCCCAGUCAUCUCCUAAUGACUCUUUCCCCCCAAAAGGCCUGCUGGCCAGCCUGGGAGUCUGCUGGACUCCCUCUGACUGGCUGAUGCAGGGCUGGCCAGACUUGCCAGACUUGUCAUAAACUGAGGCACUAAAGGGAGAGGAUGAUGUCAGAGGAAUACCUUGUUGUUUGGGGGUGUUGCAGCAGAUCGACACCUCUCUUGGCCCUUUCUUUCACUUCAAGUCUUAUUUAUUCAGGUUUGGUUUUUAUUUAUUUAUUGACUUCAAAGACAACAGACAUAUGUUUGAAGUUUAAGAAGUGUUUUAUUCCUCACAGGGUCACUAUUUCUAGCUGUGUGGCAGGUUUGGGAUCCCACUCAGAGGAUUGCUCAGUCAGUCAGCUUUAUUGUGACUCUUGUUGGAGUAACUUUAGUAGCAUGUUUUUUUAGGUUCACAGUUUUAUUCAACUCAAUGCCAAUCGCAGAAUGCUUCCUGUUCAUUCUUACUGUUCAUGCAUCCUGUACAGUAUAAGAACCAAUCAUACAUUCAGCAGAACAGGAGGAAUUGAUAUAUAAAGUUAAGUGAAUGCCAUUUGAAACUAAUGUAUUCUUUUUCCUAAAUAUAAUUUCCACACAUGGACAGAAACUAAAUUAUAUCCAAAUGGAAUGUGGAAUGUGAGAUUUUUAUUUUCUACAAAUCUGUUUUUAGGAAACGCACGAAAACUGAUCAUUUAAUCUCAGAUGUAAAUAUUGUAAAUGUUAACUCCUCGUGUGCCAACGAAAGAUCUCGUAGCACUUCAAUGCAACCCGUUUACCGUAAUUUUCUGGGAACCCACAUCUGUUUGUGUGUAGAAGUAUGUGUGAAUGAAUGUCAGUGUAUGUUCACCUAAAAACCAACCUGAGAUGCUCCUUUUACGAACAGGAAUGGGUUUUGUAAGUUUCCUAUUUUUGACUGCAGAAGUAGUAGUGGGUACUAGAUGUCUGUUUUGCUUUAUUGAUGUCAGACUGGAGAACAGUGUGGAGAUGGCAGACAUCAUAUCCACAGAUUUCAAAUUAGAAUUGAAACAAUUUGUCGAUAAAUCGGUCAACAGAAAAUUAAUCUGCAACAUCAGAAAAUAAUUUGACAAUGGAUUAUUUUAAUGUAUUAAGCAAAAAUGCCAAGCAUUCCCUGAUUACAUCUUCAAUUGCAAGGAUUUCUUCAGUGUUAGACAUACAAAACAAGCUAUUUCAAUUUGAAAACAUGUUGUGUUUAAAGAUUGUAACAGACAUUUCUAACUGUUUUCUGACAUUUUAUAGAGAAACAAUCAAUUAAGCAAGAACGUUGGCAGAUAAAUAAGUAAUAAAACAAUGGUUAGUUGCAGUCCUGUUACAAAUUAAAAUCCUGAUAUGAGAUGGAUAUUAUCCUUGCAUAACAGUGGCAUAUACUUUGAUUCACAUCCUUUUAAAUCUGUCUGAUCAAUAUGUAUAUUGACAGAGAUCUUGGUCACUGUAAUUCUUCUUUCUACUAGUUGAAGAAAAAAAAAAAACAUCCCUAAAACAAAUUGAAUAAAAUAGAUGGACAAAAUACAGUCCUCAUUCUGUGUAAAAAAGUUUAGUCAACUUUGUCAAUUAUGCCAUAUGUACACGACAUAUAGAAGAUUGAAAUGCUGUUCCUUCAAGUAUGGAAAAACAAACAAGGGGUUUAUACUAAAAAUAUUUUAUUAGAUGGGUUUGUACCAGUUAGUCUUUUUGUUACCAUCCCUCUACUGUAGCUCAGCAAGGUGUGGUCAAACAAAAAAAUGUUUGUUCCCAAAAAGACUUUGGAAGAGAAUACAUUUUCUAGCUAACUCAGACUGUUGAAGCCUGAAUUUAAAAAGUAAUUUUAAAUAAUAGAAGAAAUUUUAAACAGAACAAGGAUUUUGUCCCCUAUUACUGAAAUCACUUUUCACAGCCAGCAUGGAUAUGAGAAAUUAUUACAGAGACCAAGGUACAUAUUGGCAUGAGUACCAUAUCAAGAUAGGUGAACCUAUCCUUUAAUGACACAAAACCAAUUAUCUAUAUGGCUUGACUAUCAUUUCUACACUGAUGUUUUCUUGUGUGUGAUAAAUAAAACAUCUUUCAGAUCCCCUGUGUUCUUUUAAACAUGCACUGUUCUCUUGUCUCUUCAUGUUCUGUAUGAGCCCAGAAUGUUGAGUUUGUAAUGUGACCUGUACAAAGUGCCAUAAUAAAAGCUCGCUAAGUCAAA